AUGACAAAGAAAUGCUUACACCAUGAGAACGAGUUUUAUCAAAGCUGGAUAAAAACGAGCGACCAAUACUUGUCGAAUAAUUUCAAUCUUUUGGAUCCACCAGAAUAUUUGUCAUGCUUGACGGUUUGUAAAAAUAUUAAUAAUAAAAUCAAACGGAAAAGGAGACCAAGAAAGACGAUAAAUGAGUGUGGUCGAACGUCAACUCCAGUUCAGCGGGGUUCCGAUUCGGCAUUUUCUCUCUCCCCUGUAAUUACCGAAAUUUCAAAUGGCUUUGAUAGUAGCCUAUCUGGUGACAUCUCACUCGAAGAACCGAUCGUAAUGAAUCGAAGUCAUACUUAUGUCAAUGUGUUAAAUAGCGAAAUUACGCAAUUUGAGGACAUCACACAAGUUGAAAAGAUUUUGGCGACAGCGUUAAGUAUUACUAAUGUUUGAAUUAUAUCUCUAUUUCCAUAACAGAGUUGUAUUUUUUAGAAGUCUUCUAUUGGAAACUAAAUGAGCGAACAUUGUUAUAGUACUAGUAAUUCAAAAGGAAUCAUGCUUAAAGGCUUACAGACUGUUCCAAC
Messenger RNA from Loa loa (African eye worm), 563 nucleotides. RefSeq lists its product as hypothetical. The transcript has 2 exons. Bases 1 to 432 code for a protein of 143 amino acids. NCBI's taxonomy places the organism in Eukaryota, Metazoa, Nematoda, Chromadorea, Rhabditida, Onchocercidae. The record is from RefSeq and is a predicted model, not a curated record.